Molecule: messenger RNA, 624 nt
Organism: Dendronephthya gigantea
Lineage: Eukaryota; Metazoa; Cnidaria; Anthozoa; Malacalcyonacea; Nephtheidae
Product: enhancer of rudimentary homolog
Exons: 4
Coding region: 116-418 (100 amino acids)
Source: RefSeq, a predicted model, not a curated record
GUCACCGCAGUUUUACUAUUGACAACAUAAGCAGAUUUUUGGAAAGAAACCUGUAGUUUGAUAUCACUUAUUUUGUCCUGAUUUCUUUAUAUUGUCACUCAACAAAUAACUCAUUAUGCCACACAGUAUCUUACUUGUUCAGCCAAACCGUCAUGACAGCAGAACCUAUGCAGAUUACGAAGAAGUUGAAGAGUGUAUGGAAGGAGUGUGCAAAAUAUUUGAAGAACAUUUAAAGAGGUCAAACCCAACCAGUCCAUCAAUCACCUAUGACAUAAGUCAGCUGUUUGACUUCAUUGAUUCAUUACAAGACCUUGUUUGCUUAUGUCUUGAUACAAAGUCAGGAAAGUAUGAACCUCACAACAAGGAAUGGGUUAAAGAAAAGAUCUAUGUGAUGCUUCGGAAACAAGCAGGAAAAUGAAGGAUGUCUUAUUCACCUGAACAUUAAAAGUUAUAACAUACGUCGAUAGUGAGACACAUACUAUAAUGUAUCAAAGCUGUACUUGUAAAAUAUUUUUAUUAGUUAUAAAUAUCCAUUUGGGUUGUUAUGAUGGCAUUACUAUAUUUAUAUAGGUCAGGAAGUUUAGUAAAGGACACUAGCAAGAGUGCGAGGGUGAUUUUUAUAUA